CUCCUCGGCCUCGCCGCCUUCUUCGCGCCCGGCGCGGCGAUACUGCUGUACGCGCUCGUGAAGGGCAAGGGCAACCUGGCGGACGGCCUCAGCCGGCUGCUCACAGAGGUCAGCCAGGGCUACUUCCAACCAGACGUAGGCGGCAAGACCAUCCCAGUGGCGGAGGGGGAGCUGUCUGACCUGGCGGGGGACGAGCCGCUUUUCAAGGCGCUCUACAAGUG
Monoraphidium neglectum is the source of this 221-nucleotide messenger RNA. RefSeq lists its product as hypothetical. The transcript has a single exon. The record is from RefSeq and is a predicted model, not a curated record. NCBI's taxonomy places the organism in Eukaryota, Viridiplantae, Chlorophyta, Chlorophyceae, Sphaeropleales, Selenastraceae. The annotation marks the transcript as partial.